Messenger RNA from Planococcus citri (citrus mealybug), 12314 nucleotides. RefSeq lists its product as uncharacterized. Gene Ontology annotation, biological process: translational elongation. Bases 287 to 1252 code for a protein of 321 amino acids. The transcript has 8 exons. Gene Ontology annotation, cellular component: cytosol; eukaryotic translation elongation factor 1 complex. The record is from RefSeq and is a predicted model, not a curated record. NCBI's taxonomy places the organism in Eukaryota, Metazoa, Arthropoda, Insecta, Hemiptera, Pseudococcidae. Gene Ontology annotation, molecular function: translation elongation factor activity; guanyl-nucleotide exchange factor activity.
CUGAUCACUGAAAAUUUCGGGAAAAUUUUAAAAAAUCGAAUUUGAAACUUCUUUAUGGAACUCCACUCCACUCUCCAGUCUCCACAUAUCUUCAUUUAUCGUUUCGUACGAAACUGGAAUACGUGAGAAUUUGAUCACAUUACAUAAAGCCGUUAGGAUUAAACAAGUUUUUCGAUCUAUGCGACGAAUUGUCGUUCUUUCUUAGCUGAAUCGAGUUCUUCGCUUAUAAUUCGUAAUUUUUAGUAGUUUAAUCGAAUAAAUAUGUAGCUCAAAAAUACUUGGAAAAAUGACCGUCUCAGAGAACUUGAAGUUUUUGGAAAACUACCUCUCGGAAAGGAGUUACAUCGAAGGAUACCAACCGUCACAAGCCGAUGUUUUAGUUUUAACUGCCCUUAAAUCUGCUCCGACCAAGGCAACACCUAACAUCUAUCGUUGGUACACGCACAUUCAAUCUUUCAAUGCCGAUGAGAAGAAGAAAUUUGCUCAAAAAAGUUUGAAUAGUGAAGUAGCUAAAUUUUUAGAUGAUAAACCAUCUUCAGCAGCUGCUGCGGCAAUGCUUCGGAAUUUAACUCAUCGAUUUCGGAGCAGUGUUAAGUGUAUGCUGAUGUAUGUAAAUAUACCACAUACCGGAAAAUGGUUUUCACCAUCGUUUAAAUUCCGAAGCAUUGCCGCUGCUGCAGGCGAUGAUGACGAUGAUGUUGAUCUUUUCGGAUCAGAUGAAGAUGAUGCCGAAGCCGAGAGAAUUAAAGAAGAAAGACUGAAAGCUUAUGCUGAAAAGAAAUCGAAGAAACCAGCAGUUAUCGCUAAAUCUAGCAUCGUUUCAGAUGUUAAACCGCGGGAUGAUGAAACCGAUAUGAAAGCUAUGGAAACUCAAUUGGAGUGUGUCAAGAUGGAAGAUUUCAGACAAAAGAAAAACAUCCUACUAAGAACCGAAAGUAACUUAUCCACUUUGGGAAAAGAGUUCGUCGACAGAUAUGAACCUCUCUUAGGUCAUGCGACUGUUUGCAAAUCAGUCAAUUGUGGUGAAGUUAACUGUCGCACGCUAAAGAGUAUGAUGGUUCACCCAGUGCACUGUGAAUCCAACGCGAACGGCAGGUGCCGUUACUGUUUGAAUAUAUUUAUUUUAUAUGUGUAUCACAGCGAACGAUGUAAAAAUCCGGAUUGCUUGUUCACUGUCUGUCGAAAUGGAAGAAUUAGAUCGGCGUAUAGGAGAUAUGAACCGCAUACUUCGCAAGAAUUAGAUCGUUGCUAAGCUUCACAGGUAUUUUGAAACUUUGAAGUGAAGAGGUGAGCGAUGAUGAAAGUUUUACCAAAUUUCUUCUUUCAUAACAAGAAUGUCGAAAGUGGCCACGGCCAAUAUUUCGCCAAUUUGGUGGCACUCAUUGGCAAAAGUAAAUUUGCCAUUUUGUUGGCAUGUUGGCGAUUGAGUUUUUUCCUGCCAUUCGUUCACCUUUUGGCAAUAAUAAUGAGAUAUAAUUUGAUAGCUUAAGAAUAUAAUUGAAGAUAGUGACGGUAACGCAGACAUAAUGGUUUAAGUACAGGCAUUAAGAUUAAGCAUUAAUUAUUCAGCCUACAUUUACAAGAUCAUCGAUAUCAUUUUCAAAAAUCAAAGUUAUCCCCAUCAUUUUGAGAUUGCAGGUUAUCUGCAAAAAAAAUUAAUUUGACAUCCAACUCAAAAUUCAACCUACUUUUUUCGUUUGAUGUACUCGUAAGCUUACUUGAGAUUGCAGACUACGUCUAUUGAAGUGCAGGAGUAGUACAAGGAGGAGGAAGAGGAAUUAGUGUCUUCAUUUUUCUCCUUCUCAUAUUUUGAUUGGAAUCAACCGUGGGUUGCUGCCGCUAAUUGUUGUUCCUUUGUGAAAGUAGACCAAGGAUCAACUUGGCCAGGCUUUAUUUUUUGUUUGAUCUUGGGCCCAAUUUCAUUUACUUGAUGGAGAACAUCUGAAAAAAAAGUGAUAGAAGUACUUCCCAAUACAAUGUCCAUGUAAUCUGUGUAUUUUAAUAUGUAUGCAUGCGCAUAGACGACCAAAGUCCUGCUAUUAAGUGGGGCCAGUGGGGGGGGGGGGUAUCAUGUUAUUUUACCAACAAUAAUCAAAAUAUGAACGUCUGAAUGUGUUCAGCACUGAUAUGAGUAAUGAUCGAAGAAUUAUAAUUGUAUCUAUGUAUGUGUGUUUUUCAAUGUGAUUGAAAGACAUUUACUUGAUGUAGGUACUUGUACUACGUAAGAAUAAAAUAACUUACUUUGGUGGUUUAUAUUUAUCGAUGAAUUCCAUGCUGAAACGUUUAGGUGUUUUUUAAAUUCUAUCCUUUGGCAAUUCAAUGCUAGGUAAUAUAGAUUCCUUGCCAAAUUUAGUAUUGUUCUCAAGAUAUUUGUAUGCUUCUUGCAAUUCCUCAAUGUCUGCAAAACAUAAGAUUUUUAUAUUAAAAAGUUGAGUUGUUUGAAAUUAUUUUUACAUUCUUAAAUUUAUAGGUACCAAUAAAUAUACCAAGGUGUCUUACAAGCUUUUUAAAUGAAAAAGAACUUCUUUAAGCAGCAGGACAUUUUUCAAACACUUUACAACUUCAGGGGUAGAGAGGUGUUAUGUUCUCAAUUUAUUAAAUUUAUAAAAUAUGAUUGUAAGUUCUUUAUUAAAAUAAAAUUAUUACUAUACAAUUAAGAAAAAUUUACCCUAGGUUAUAUUAUCAAAUAUUUAAUUAGCAGCACUCGCGAUUUAACAAGUAUAAGAUAAAGAAAAUUGAGUUGAUUCACAAUUGAUAAAUUUGAGCACACAAAAUUCGCAAAUUAAUGUUACCAAAAAUUAAGUGAAUUAAUAAAUUGAAAAUUCACAAAUUAGAAUAAAAAUUAGUUAUUUUGAAAUGAUUAAAAUUGUUGAAUGAAAUUUGCACUAAUAGGUAUCGUCUUGAAUUGAACGAACAUAUAUGAUGAAACUUGAAAACUUUACACUUGGAAGGAAGAGAAAGAUGUAAGUUACCAACUGUACAAAUAUGUUACAUGAGAUAUCAUUUGACAACUGUAUGGUCAUGGUCAAAAAUCAACUGGAGAACUGUCAUCAGACAAAUUCUUGUAUUAUCUUUGAGUGAAACCUACACUCCUACAUCAUAAAUCCACCCAAAUAAAGUGCUUAACUCGCCUAAAAAGCCUAUUUACCCGUUUAAAGGGAACCUGUUUUUCCUCUCUCCUGAAAAGUUAUGAAAAUGGACAAAGCGAGUUUUGGAAUAUCACUCUUCAUGUACUUAUGCUUUAAUAUCGAUAAAAUUAACCAAAACUACUUUUCAACCCCUGAAAUUAUCAGAAUUUUGAUGUUUUGCAAUUACAAAAUCAAAAGAUAAGUAAUAAAAUAUACCUACUUACUAUCUUCACUGGUGGGCGAAGUUCUCUUGGUCUUGAACAUGUCAAAUACGUUUCGUGAUGUUUUUACAAUUCUCCAUUUUCUCUUCAUGUGGCGCCACUUGGGAUUGUUCGCAAGCCAGUGGUGUUUCAUUUUGCGAAGUAUAUGGCUUCCAACUGUUGCAGCAAUUGUAUGUGACAUUAUCAUAUGUAGACUGGGUCUCUUUCACUUUGUCACAAAAUGAUCAAAAAAUAAAAAUUAUUGACAAAAAUGAAACACCCACCCCCCCCCCCCAUUUUCAGCUGCUCAAGUUGAUUUUUCGAUUCUUGGCGAGUGUUUGAAGUUUUGUGUGUUCAACUCAAAAAAUGGGAAAAAAUUACACAGGUAUCCAUCUCUCCUGCGUAUCAACUUCCCGAGCUCAAAUUUUGGCCAAAGGCAGUCAUCCAGAUACCUGAUCAGCUCAUACCACCAUUGGCCGGAUCCGGCCUUCCGGUCAGAAUAUAGGAUUUUUUCGUCGACCGUAUAUAAUGGACGAAUAAUUCGAAUCGCAGGAAAUGACGGCUAGAUUUUGGAUGCAGAAUCCAGGAAACCUUCUACACAUGCGCCAAACAUGAUGCUUACGGCGCUGGUGGAGAGAGAGGCGGUUCACUGGUACAACCCAUGUUCAACCAGUAAACGGUCUCUCUCUCCACCAGCACCGUAAGCGUCAUGUUUGGCGCAUGAGCAGGUUUCCUGGAUUCUGCAUCCAAAAUCUAGCCGUCACAUUUUGUCAUUUUUUCACCGUUGAAUUAUUCGUCCAUUAUAUACGGUCGACGGAUUUUUUACUGUUUUUUCUCUUGUUUUCAGUGAAAUUGAAAAAUGACCGUUUCUCCCCACCACAUGAACUUGAGCAGCUGAAAUUUUGGCUGAAGGGUCUAUGCUAGAUACCUAAUUAAUUGAAAUUUAAAACGAAAUUGAUAAAUAGGGAUUAAGAUAGAUUAGGGUGUGGUGAUUUUUAUUAUAAUGAACUCCUAGUGUGGGUAUUCUUAUAAUUUUUACUCAAGCGGGAAUUUCUCGAAAGUACCUACUCCUUAAGGAAGGAUUAUUUUCUUGAACCUAACUAGCUCAAUACAGGGUGCCCAGAAAUAUCGAGUACACCUAAGAAAGUUUUUCAUUGAAAAUAUAGGUUAGCAACGUGAAAUAGAUGCAUAUGAUUGGUGGAAUGUUAUCUCUCCAACGUGAAAUAGAUGCAUAUGAUUGGUGGAAUGUUAUCUCUCCAGUCCAACAACCAAUAAUGUGCCAUCAUUAUUACUUGUACUCGUAUCAUUCACUGUGACCAACCAAAGUAUUUUAGUAGAAAACUUUUUUAGGGGUACUCGAUAUUUCUGGGCACCCUGUAGGUGCUUGUACACCUACCCUUAUCCCCUUUAUACAUAAAUAAUACACAAGUCAAUCAUUUUAACGUUUGUAUUGUGGUACUUAAAAUGAUUGGCAAAUAAUAAUUAUAAAUGUGGGUUACAUAAAUAAUUUGAUUUACUGAUAUUUUCAUGUCUUAACUUUAAUAAACAGGUACUAAAGUGGUUAGUGUGGCUAUUGCUGAAUGAAUUUGAUUAAUUCUUUUUAAAAGCCAAGUGUAAGGCAUUUGAUAUUUCAAGACGAAAAUAUUGAUAACGAGCAUUUUUGAAAACAUAAAAAAAAAUGAGCUAAAAUAAAAUAAGUUUGUGUAAAAAUUAAAAAAUAAAUUUUUGUAGAAAAACAUGGCAUGCGACUUCAGAUAGUUUUUCAAACUGCAAAUAUUUGAACAGAGAAGAGAGGUAUAUUGACUCUAACAUGUGAGGCCACUAGAAUCAAAUGUCUACUUCUCCACUUUUUUUCAAAAAUGAGUUAAGCAUGGUUUGGUAUACUACAACAUGUGCCGCAUCCGAUGAAAAUGUCAAAAUUUCAAUUUUGUGUAAGGAAGUAUGGUUAAACAGCGUGUUAAGUUAGGGGUUAGAAUCAAAAGUCUACUUUUUUAAUGGAGAAGUCAAGUUUAGAAACGAACCUGGUGGAAAUUGAAUGAAGGACUAGUGUUAUGCCUUGAAAUUAGGCUUGAAAUUGAAUAAAUUCAUCAAGUGAGGACCCUUCCCCCAAAAACACCUUUCAUUUUUAUUAACAAAAAUUAAUUUUUUUUACUUUGAAAAAAAAGGAAUGAAUUAUUUCAAUUUCCAAAUGAAUGGUCAAAAAUGCAAUAUUAUUUUAAUUUCUCAAACUUUCCAAGCUUUCUUCAACUUUUAGCACCAUAUUACUAGAACAAUUUUUGAUUAAGUGCCCUAAAACGAUGUAAAAAGUGUACGGUUGGAGACAAAACUUAACUUCUCCUAACUUCAAACUGCCCAGGAACUCUUACGGCAACGCGUAGGGUAAAACAAACAUGUGGGUCACUAUCCUCAUGUUGGUACAAAAAUAUUAGACAUAUUACCUCGGUAUUUUAUGUUACGAUAAAUGCUACGGAGGUUUUUUGCGUUUUUCUCAAAAAGUUCGAAAAUGGAGAAGUAGAGAUUUGAUUCUAGUGGCCUCAUGUACAUUACAGAAGUUCAUAUUAACCUACACCUAUGCGCCAAGGCGCGAGCGGCGAAGGGCUCUCUAUUCUAAGAUAAAUAACAUAAUGAGAUAAAAAUAAAUGAAAAAAAUACAGCCAAAAAAUGCAACAUAGGCAAACGUGAAGACAAUUGAGUGUAGAACAAAAUAAAUAAAUAAAUAAAUAAAUAAAUAGGUAAAAACAGGGAAUAAAAAUACAGCAAAAAUGUGCAGACUAAACACAUGCCAAAUAAUCAAAAUACAAUUUAAAGCACAGGGUGAAAGUUAAUUUGAGACACGCUAGGCCAGAGAUUAACUAAACAGAAAGGGGCACAGAUGCAAGGUAGAGUGCAGAAAAGUGAGAAAAAUAAAUGAGUAAAUGAAUAAAAACGAUAAAAAAAAUAAAUAAAUAAAAAAUAAAUUUUUGUAGAAAAACAUGGCAUGCGACUUCAGAUAGUUUUUCAAACUGCAAAUAUUUGAAGGUGAUUGCUUGUGGGAGGAUUAAAAUUGACUUUUUCGAAAUUUUGAAAACCCAUGUCACAAUUCAAUGCUAAUUUUCAAUAAAAUUCUGAAAAAUAUGACAUCAUUUUUCAUUUUCUGACAUGCAUAUACAUCUCUCUGUCUCUUCAGGUGAUUUGCUUGGGUAGGUAAGUGACCCCAGAAGAUGACUAGGUGAACUUUUACGAGCAUUUGAAUUUUAUGAUAUAUACUGUGUCAUAAUACAGCCCUCAAUCUGUUCUUCAUAAUGAGAUAAUAAAAAUAAAAUACGUAGGUAUAUCAUGUUGUGGAAUUACUGGAAUUACUUUUUAGCAGUUAUCUUAGAGAUAAUGAAUUGAUUGAGCGCAGUCUUCAUGGCACAGUAUCCGUCAUAAAAUUCAAAUGCUCGCAAAAGUUCACCUAGUCAUCUUCUGAGGUAACUUACCUACCCAAGCAAAUCACCUGAAGAGACAGAGAGAUGUAUAUGUAUGUCAGAAAAUGAAAAAUGAUAUCAUAUUUUUCAGAAUUUUAUUGAAAAUUAGCGUUGAAUUGUGACAUGGGUUUUCAAAAUUUCGAAAAAUGCUCUCUAUUAGGUUUAAAGCACUUCAAAUUUCAUCCGUCAGUUUGUCUCAUAGCCGAAAGGGUUAAUUAAAGCUCAGUCGUUUUGGAAAUCGGCCAGAAUAGUGAACACCAGCUUAUUUGAUAAUGUAGAAGUAUGCUCAGUACUUUGUGACUGAAUAAAAUUGAGAAUUUUCAAUUCAUUUUCAAAAAAUCAAAUAGACCUACGUAAUGUUUCAAAAAAAAACAAACAAACAGGUGGUCAUAUGAAAUUUUAUUUAAAAUAAUUUUAUUGAUCACAUGAAAUUUGCUGAACGAAAAUCGCAUUUGCACAAGUGAAUUUUGUUCAACAAAAAUACAAAAUCCAGCGUUUAAUCAGCCAGAUUUCAAGAUGAAUUGAGCAAAAUUUCAAUUAGGCUAAUUAAAUGAGAAAUUUAUUUUCAAACAAGUAGGUACCAGAGUCCUGCACGGUAUAGUUAAAAUAGCCGAAUAACCGCCGGAGCUAUCGGCUAAUUCAACUACACGUUACAAACUGUAGUUAGUUUUGUCGGCGCGCGCAACCGACAAAUAACUAACUAUAACUACCUGCCGAUGCAGCAGUAAGUUAGCUUCGGUUCUGUUGAUGUCUCAUCAAUACAUUUUGGUGACUCAUCAAACAGAUAAGAAAGAAGCAAACGUUAUUUUUCCGAUAAGAACGCGGUAUAAUCGCAGGUAGUGUAGUUAUUUUAACUACAAGUUAGUCAAUGGUUACGUUAUCUGAGUUACAAAUAUUAAUCGCACCGGCCGGUGCGGUUAUAACCUGCCGGUGCGGUUAUAACCUGCCGUUAGGAUGACUACUAACUAUAGCUAUCCGCCCUUGACACGCAACUAACGCAGAUAACUUUUAACUAUUCGCGAAUUCACACUAAGUGGCUGACAUCUGGCGGAUUUUUGCGUAAAUGCUGAAAAGGGGGAACUGUGCAAAAUUGUGAUAAGACAUUUUUAUAUUGUGGAAUAUUUUUCAACUCAAAUUUGCAACUGAAUGAUUCCGAUUUGAGUAAUUGAAAAAAUUCAUGACACCAGAACUCAUUUGCAAACGUAUUUUAAACAAAAAUGAGAAAAUUGUAUAUCAGCAAAAGAGUCGUUUGAUAUCUUUGAGUAAAGAAAAAAAAUUGUUGGCCACUAAAUUAUUAAUUUUUGCGUUGUGAAUUGUAAUCUGAUUGGUCAAUAGUCUCCAGUUCCCCCUUUUCAGACAAUAACAACAGCGAUCCAAGUGAUUCGUGAAUUCGCGAAUACCGUGCAGGACUCUGGUAGGCAGAGUUGGAAAAAAAACGUUUUUUUUGAAAAAAAACAAAAAAAACGUUUUUUUUUGUUUUAAACAGUUUUUGUUUUAAACAAAUGUUAAAAACAGUUCCAUCGAUUCGUUGUUUAAAACAGUGUUUAAAACAUGUUUAAAACACGUUUUAAACAAAAUUUUGAAUAAAUAAGCAAAAUAAAUAGGUAGUCAAAACUCAAAUCUCAAAAGUCUUACUUUUGUUGUUUAAAUUUUAUUCAUCAUGUAGUGUUCUUUCUACUAACGAUUGAAAUUUCUGUUUAUCAUUUUUAUAUUGGUUAUCAAAUGAUUUUUAAAUGUGACGGUGAUUGUAAAAAAUUGGGAAAUUCAUGAGAAAAAUGGGAAAAAAACAUGUUUUUUUUCCAUUUCAAAAAAAACAUUGUUUAAAACGUUUAAAACGUUUUAAACACUUUCCUUGUUUUAAACACUUCAAUUUUUUGGGGGCUGUUUAAAACACUGUUUUAAACACUGUUUUAAACAUGUCUGUUUUUUUUUUGCCAACCCUGCUGGUAGGUACACAAUCAUAUAAUCAAAUCAAGAAAAAAAAAAUUACGCACGGGGAAGUAAAAACCUAAUGUAAUUUUUUUUUUAUUUUUUUUAUUUUUGGUUCCCCGGACACACAAGGUGCCGGGGGUUUUUUCAAAUAAACAAAUUUAUUUUCAUCUUAAAUCUAAGACUAAAUCUAAACAAAGUGUAUUAGUCAAUUUAUCCCUAAUCCUAGAUCUAAGAUGCGGGAAGAGGGGGAGGGGGAAAGACGGGUUGUCCACCACAACCCAUACCCCCUAGGUGGUUGCCAAGGACACAAUCACCCUACCAGGCUUCGUUACUCACGCAUGCCUAUCAGGUAGUUGGAGUCCCCCAACCCGUCUUGGGAAAAGGACUUUAGGGAGCAGAAUUUGGUGCGGGGGGGGUCAACAAGUGUUGCUCUCCCCUUUGCAUUACGUGAGUUUCGGAUAUGGGGGGACAUUUGCGAGGAGGCCGGUGCACUUGCUAAGGGCUUCACACCAGCCUCUCACAUUGGACUUAAGAGUACAAUACUAGAUAUGGCUAAUUAUUUUAGGCUGAAAAAUGUAGGAAAAUAGGUAUGAUUAGUUAACUUGUUCUACUUUGCAAAUAUAUACAGCAUUAUAAUACAAUAAAGAAGCCCACACUAAAAUAAUUUAAGGUUGUGGUUUUGAGAAGAAUAUAUUUAGGAUAUGCAUAGGUUUUGAAAAAAAAUCUAACUAUAGUUAUUUAUAGCUUGAGGUAGGGCAUUUUAAUGGGUUAUUUACAGGGCUUUUACUGGUCAAUGUUUGGUUGAUAGAUCAGGAUUGAAGCUGUUACUCCUUCUGGGUGCAUACUCUGACAGUAACUGGGUGGUCCUUGAAGCAUUCAAUGAUGGAUUGUUUCACUGUUGGCCACUCUAGUUUAUCCAGACCACACCCUAGUCUUGGUACUGCUAUCUUUUUGAUCUUGAGUUGGUCACAUUUGGCAGCAAGUGCUUUCAUUGUCGUUACAAAGUCCUUGAUUGACGGCUUAUCAUUGUAGUGUUCUUUGGUGAUUGCGUAGAGUAUGUAAUUACCACCUUUUUUGAGCUCAACUACUUCACCAACCUUAGCACCCCUUGACUUCAGAGUGUCCUGGUUGCCGAAGCCUCGUUUAAAUAGGAGCGCAAUGCCCUUGGACAUUCUGAAAUCCCUGCUGACACAAUGGGCCAGGGCAAACUGUGGGUAUUGUCUAAACAGAUUGUCCUCUAAUUCCUCUAGGGUGAAGAUCCCAUUUGAUUUGGUCUCUAGUUCCAUAAGCGGUUUCAUUUCAACAUCGGUACCCAGAAUACCUAAAUGUUGAACAAAGCAAGAUUUUAUUAAGUAUUUAAUAAUAUUAUGAUGAUCAGAUUACAGGUGAGCAAUUAUGGUGAAUUUCAGUUUCACCCAAUUUUUUUUUCAAGUGAAACUUGUUUUUAUGUUUACUUGUUUAGAUAAGAAUCAUCUUGUACAUGUACCUGUACCUAUUUUAUUUCGAACUUAGAAGUACUGAAUAAUUAUUAAAAACCACAUACUAUAAAUGUUAUGUGUACAUCUAGCUACUUGUUGUGAAUAAGGACAUAAAAAGUUAUGUAAAUGUGAUUGUGUGUUGAAGUUUCAUUCUGCAAAGGAGGGGAGGGGGAAUACAAUUACAAAAUAAAAAUAUAAAAUAAGCAGAUUAUAUUUAGUAUAAUUAAGACUGGGAUUGCCCAGAAAGCUAUUCCAUUAAUCUUAUUAUUAUCAUCUUCUACAGUUUUCUUCAACAUAUCAUCUAUAAAAUCUUCGCUGCUGGGCGAAAAUCGCCGGGUUUUCAACAUGUUGAAUACCUUUUUAGAUGUUUUUACAACGCUCCACAUUCUCAUAUGGCGCCGCCACUUGCGUUUGUUCCAAAUUUUUUUCAAUAGAUGGCGGCCUAUGGCUGCCACAAUUGUACUAUGUGGCAUCUGUAAACCUAAACAUACAAUAUUAUUAGCCAAAUUUUUGUAAAAAAUGAUGGCUAUUGCGGUAGGCCCAACUUUGGAUAAAAAGGUCCGGGGUGAAAAAUUUUGAUAGUUCUCGACGUUUUGACCUCAAACUAGACGAUUCCCGGCGGGGAUGGAAGAACAAGGAAUUUUGUUCUUUGUUCUUUUGUUCCUGAAAUGAAUUUUCACAAUAUGUUCUUUCUUUCGUUCUUUCUCAAAACUCGGAAACUUUGUUCAUUCUUUCGUUCGUUCGUUCUCUCAUUCUUUGAUUUUUUGGUUCUCUGUUCCCAGUGUUCUUGUUCUCGUAAUUUUCAUUUUUUGCAUAUAUGCCAAAUUGUGGCACUUUUUUCUCAAAGUUUGACCCAAAAUAUCCCAAAAUGUUCGAAAAAUGAAUUAAAAAAAUGGAAAAAACACUGAAAACAGAGUGAAAGAAAGAACGGGAACAAGAUAAAAAAUCAGAAGAACGGUUCUUGUUCUUCUGUUUUUCAAAGACGAAUAAAAAUUUCCGUUCUUUGUUCUCAAUAAGUAUGUUUUUUUUACACGGAUUCUCGAAAAUCUGGUUUUUGGACGUUUUUUGAAUCUCUUUUUAAACACUUUUUAGAUCCCCACCACAAACUUUCAAAACAUCAGAAGUCUUCUCUCUUUAAGUAAAAUCCAUAAUCCAUUUUCAAAAGCUACUAUCCUAACAGAUUGUGGUGGAUUUUAAAUCUGCCAAAAUCCAGAUUCUCGAAAAUCUGCCAUAAUCCGUCUAAAAAAAACAAAAUUACUGUUCUUCACUGGGAUUUUUCCAGGUGUUCAUUCUUUUGUUCGCUCAUUCUUUCAAAAAUUGGUUGUUCUUUUGUUCUUCGUUCCUGUUCGUUCUUCCAUCCCUGAUUCCCGGUGUGUCAGUUUUUAUACACAUGAAAAGUGUUGUUAUACACAGCCCAUACUAGAUAAACCUCAGACUUUUUGCGGCCCAUCUGGACUUUUUGCAGCCCAGUACCGGGCUGCAAAAAGUCUUUUCUGUUUUCACUCACUACAGAAAUUCAAACACAAGCCAACGCAGUGUGUAUAUGAGGCAGAAUACCACUAAAGACCUGCAUUAUCCGAUUUUAUGAACUUGGCGUUACUCACAGGAGCUAUUCGAGUUCCUCACCUCUCUGGAAGUGAAUGAAAACAUUUUUUUGAUGGUGGAAAAAGUCUGGGAAAUAUCUACAAAACAUACACUUGAGUGGGGACAGGGAGCCCGCCUCAAAAAUUGAAAAUUGAAUUACAAGCCUAAAUAUAAGUCUUUCUCCAACCUGAUGGAGUAUAUACCUUCUUUUCAUGGCCCAGCAGUGAGCUGCUUUGAGAACACAUGGAAAAAAUCAGAGCGCCUCUGCGAGUGCAAACCAAACGUUGGUCCGCAAAAAGUCAGUGAAAUGUCAUGGGUUGCGUAAUGUAUGGGGGCAAUCUAUAGUUUCACCCAAUUUUUUUUUCAAGUGAAACUUGUUUUUAUGUUUACUUGUUUAGAUAAGAAUCAUCUUGUACAUGUACCUGUACCUAUUUUAUUUCGAACUUAGAAGUACUGAAUAAUUAUUAAAUACCACAUACUAUAAAUGUUAUGUGUACAUCUAGCUACUUGUUGUGAAUAAGGACAUAAAAAGUUAUGUAAAUGUGA